Arachis duranensis is the source of this 489-nucleotide messenger RNA. RefSeq lists its product as uncharacterized. Lineage: Eukaryota; Viridiplantae; Streptophyta; Magnoliopsida; Fabales; Fabaceae. The record is from RefSeq and is a predicted model, not a curated record. The transcript has 5 exons. The coding region runs from base 1 to 489 and encodes 162 amino acids.
AUGACGAAAGGUGCAUCCUCCGCUGAGGAAAAUAUAUUUGAAUGGAAAUUUGCCAUUAGAGGGCCUUGUGAUACUGAAUUUGAGGGUGGCAUUUAUCAUGGGCAGAUUCAGUUGCCCGCAGAAUAUUCAUUCAAACCUCUUUCAUUUAUGCUUUUGACAGUCAGAUCUUACUUAAUACUACAAGAAAAUGAACAGGGUAUAUUUGAUGCUAUUCUUUGUGGACGCAUUGAUUUCUCAUCGGAUCCUUGGCCUUCCAUAUCGAGCAGUGCCAAAGAUCUAGUUAAGAUGUUACAUGCUGAUGCUAAGGAAUGGCUUUCAGCAGUUGAAGUUCAGGUCAGAGGUGGCCAGCUAUGGGAGACUGAUGUCUACACAUAUGACUCAGAUCUUGUUGCAUGUUACUGUCGCCCAACAGCUUCUCCACCUCCGACAGCUAUACAAGAGUUGUGUGUAACCAUUUGUAUGCUUCAGAUUAGUCUGGAUGUUGUUUAG